Onychostruthus taczanowskii (white-rumped snowfinch) is the source of this 891-nucleotide messenger RNA. RefSeq names its product claudin-4-like. The record is from RefSeq and is a predicted model, not a curated record. NCBI's taxonomy places the organism in Eukaryota, Metazoa, Chordata, Aves, Passeriformes, Passeridae. Gene Ontology annotation, cellular component: bicellular tight junction; plasma membrane. Gene Ontology annotation, biological process: cell adhesion; bicellular tight junction assembly. Gene Ontology annotation, molecular function: structural molecule activity.
AUGAGAUGCACUGCUGCACCUGGGUGGCCUGAUCCCAGUCCCCUGUGUCCUCCUCCACGGGAGCAACCGGGAUUAAGUGUCAUUGCUGCAGGGAGAAAUACAAGUGGAAAUCCCGGGAAACUGGUUCUACCCCUCCGUCCGGUGCCGGCGGCAGGCCGGGCUGCGGCGGCGCUCCUCCCUCGGCAAAGGCAUAUAAUGCCUGCCAUGGUCCCAGCAGCCGGCACUGCGCGGCGGGGCGGGCAGGGAAGCAGGCAGCGAGCGAUGGCCUCCAUGGGGAUGCAGGUGCUGGGCAUCGCCCUCUCCGUCAUCGGCUGGUUGGCCUCCAUCCUUUGCUGCGCGCUGCCCAUGUGGCGGGAGACAGCCUUCGUCGGGAACAACAUCGUGGUGGCGCAGAUCGUCUGGGAAGGGCUGUGGAUGAGCUGCGUGGUGCAGAGCACGGGGCAGAUGCAGUGCAAGGUCUAUGACUCCAUGCUGGCCCUGCCGCAGGACCUGCAAGCCGCCCGUGCCAUGGUGGUGGUGGCCAUCGUCCUGGCCAUCCUGGGCACCCUGCUGGCAGUCACCGGAGGCAAAUGCACCAAUUGCGUGGAGGAUGACACCGCCAAAGCCAAGGUCAUGAUCCUCUCCGGCAUCAUCUUCAUCGUCGCCGGUAUCCUCAUCCUCAUCCCCAUCUCGUGGUCAGCCAACAGCAUCAUCCAGGACUUCUACAACCCGCUGGUUUCUGACUCGCAGAAGCGGGACCUGGGCUCAUCCCUCUACGUGGGCUGGGCAGCCUCGGCACUCCUGCUGCUUGGAGGGGGGAUCCUGUGCUGCACCUGCCCCCCCCGUGGAGAGAAGCCCUACUCUGCCAAGUUCACGGCUGCUCGCUCGCUGCCAGCCAGCAACUACGUGUAG